GCGCAUUCUUGGGACUCUGCCCGCCCUCCAGUCCUGCACCCCGCCCGCCUGGCCAGCUCAGUGUCCCCAGCCCCCCUUCCACGUGGACUGGCCAGGGUGGAGGUGGGAGACAGGAAGGGGGGGAGCUAUCCCCGGGAAGGGGAGGCCGCGGCUUCGGCCUCUGCUCUGUCCGUCCGCGCCGGCACCAUGUUCCACGCGGGACUCCCUGGCCGGUUGCCCCUGCUGCAGGCCCUGCUGGCCCUGCACACCAUGGGGAGGACGCUGGGCCGCGCCAGCCCAGCCGGAGGCCCCCUGGAAGACGUUGUGAUCGAGCGGUACCACAUCCCCAGGGCCUGUCCCCGUGAGGUGCAGAUGGGGGACUUUGUGCGCUACCACUACAACGGAACUUUCGAGGAUGGCAAGAAGUUUGAUUCCAGCUACGACCGCAGCAGCCUGGUGGCCAUCGUAGUGGGCGUGGGGCGGCUGAUCACCGGCAUGGACCGCGGGCUCAUGGGCAUGUGCGUGAACGAGCGGCGGCGCCUGGUGGUGCCCCCGCACCUGGGCUACGGCAGCAUCGGCGUGGCGGGGCUCAUCCCCCCCGACGCCACCCUGUACUUCGACGUGGUGCUGCUGGAUGUGUGGAACCAGGCGGACACGGUGCAGGUGAGCGUCCUCCUGCGGCCGCCGCUCUGCCUGCGCAUGGUGCAGGACGGCGACUUCGUGCGCUACCACUACAAUGGCACCCUGCUCAACGGGGCGCCCUUCGACAGCAGCUACAGUCGGGGCGGCACCUAUGACACCUACGUGGGCUCUGGCUGGCUCAUCAAGGGCAUGGACCAGGGGCUGCAGGGCAUGUGUCCUGGAGAGAGGAGGAGAGUCACCAUCCCUCCGUUCUUGGCAUAUGGCGAGAAAGGCUACGGGACUGUAAUCCCCCCACAGGCUUCCUUGGUCUUCCAAGUCCUGCUGGUGGAUGUCCACAACCCCAAGGACACGGCCCAGGUGGACACGCUGGAGGUCCCUGCCGACUGCGAGCGGAAGGCGGCCUCUGGGGACUUCAUGCGGUAUCACUACAACGGCUCCCUGAUGGACGGUACCCCCUUCGACUCCAGCUACUCUCGAAACCAGACCUACGACACCUACAUCGGGCAAGGGUACAUCAUCCCCGGCAUGGACCAGGGCCUGCAGGGUGCGUGCAUGGGCGAGCGCCGCAGGAUUACCGUGCCCCCACAUCUGGCCUACGGGGAGAACGGCACCGGAAACAAGAUCCCCGGCUCAGCGGUGCUGGUCUUCCACGUGCAUGUCAUUGACUUCCACAACCCCACGGACUCCGUGGGGAUCGAGACCCUGUCCCGACCUGCGGAGCCCUGCAACGAGACCUCCAAGCUCGGGGACUUCAUCCGCUACCACUACAACUGCUCGCUGAUGGACGGCACCAGGCUGUUCUCCUCCCACGACUACGGGGCCCCCCAGGAGGCCACGCUGGGGGCCAACAAGGUGAUCGAGGGGCUGGACAGGGGACUGCAGGGCAUGUGUGUGGGGGAGCGGCGGCGGCUGGUGGUGCCCCCGCACCUGGCGCACGGUGAGAGCGGAGCCCGCGGGGUGCCCGGCAGUGCCGUGUUGCAGUUCGAGGUGGAGCUGCUGUCCCGGGAGGACGGGCUGCCUGACGGCUACCUGUUCGUGUGGCACGAGGACCCUCCUGCCAGCCUGUUUGAAGACAUGGACCUCAACAAGGAUGGAGAGGUCCCGCCAGAGGAGUUCUCCGUCUUCAUCAAGACUCAGGUGCAGGAGGGCAAGGGCCGCCUGCUGCCCGGGCAGGACCCCGAGAAGACCAUCGGGGACAUGUUCCGGAACCAGGACCGCGACCAGGACGGCAGUAUCACGGCCGCGGAGCUCAAGCUGAAGUCGGAGGAGGACGAGGAGCGCGUCCACGAGGAGCUCUGAGGCCGGGGGGGACGGCGGCAGCGGGACUGUCCUGCUGCAGCGCCCCUCUGCGAGGGACCCGGAGGGGGGCGAAUUGGGGGCCUGGUCACAGCGCAGCAUGAGCCCUGGCCCCAAGUCGCAGGGUUACAGCCCACGGGGUGGCUAUGGGGGGCUGGCCGUCUUGCGUGCCACACUGUGUUUUUGUGGGUCACCCCAUUCAUUCCUGUCCCAUUACAGCGCCCGGGACCUGGCUCCUGGGAAGGGGUUGCUGGGCUCGAGCCAGCCCCUCGCUUCUCCCCUCCUCCAGGGCACAGGCCAGGCUGGGACCCGCACCUCUCAUCCUCCCCUCUCAGCCAGACUGUCACCUGCAGGAGCCCAGAAAGGCGCCUGUGCGGCAGACACAGCUGGCACGCCGGCCUCGGGGCAGGGACAAACCUCCACCAGCUCUGCACACUCGGGGGCUGACUGUCCACUCCCUCCCCGUGACAAAUAAAAGGCUCGGCCACA
Cavia porcellus (domestic guinea pig) is the source of this 2406-nucleotide messenger RNA. It is a transcript of the gene Fkbp10, whose product is annotated as FKBP prolyl isomerase 10. Gene Ontology annotation, molecular function: peptidyl-prolyl cis-trans isomerase activity; calcium ion binding. The transcript has 10 exons. Lineage: Eukaryota; Metazoa; Chordata; Mammalia; Rodentia; Caviidae. The record is from RefSeq and is a predicted model, not a curated record. Gene Ontology annotation, cellular component: endoplasmic reticulum. The coding region runs from base 187 to 1920 and encodes 577 amino acids.